AUGCAGAUACACACAACGCUUCCCUUUGCACGCACUCCAACAAGGGUCCCUCACCUCAUGCCGCCACCCAAAUCCGCCCUUUCGGUCUCACCACAGCCGCUCAAAGAGCGGAGGACCCACUCCAUGCCUCCUGAAAAGUUAGAGGUUUUCAGGUCGCUGGAGGGCUGGGCCUCGCAGUGGGUCCUACCCCUGCUGAAGCCCGUCGAGAAAAGUUGGCAGCCCGAAAGUUUCGUCCCCGACCCGUCGUUGCCGUUCGAAGAGUUCGUGGAUGAGGUCAAGGCUCUCCGCGACCGCACCAAGGAGCUAUCCGACGAGUACUUCUUGGUGUUAGUAGGUGACAUGAUCACAGAGGAAGCGCUUCCCACUUACCAGACCAUAAUGAACAGCCUCGACGGUGUGAAAGACGAGUACGGAACAUGCCCAAGCCCGUGGGCCGUAUGGACUCGGGCCUGGUCCGCCGAAGAAAACAGACAUGGGGAUUUACUCAGAACUUACUUGUACCUUUCUGGUCGUGUUGACAUGAAGAUGAUCGAAAAGACCAUUCAGUACCUCAUUGCCGCUGGCAUGGACCCUGGUUUCGAGAACAACCCGUACCUGGGGUAUGUGUACACGUCAUUCCAAGAGCGAGCGACGUUCGUGUCGCACGGGAACACGGCUCGGCUUGCGAAGGAGUGCGGUGAUCCAGUGCUGGCGCGCGUAUGCGGAGCCAUUGCCGCGGACGAGAAGCGGCACGAGAAGGCGUACUCAAGGAUCGUGGAGAAGCUUCUAGAAGUGGACCCGACCGGAGCAAUGGUGGCCAUAGGAACCAUGUUGGAGAGAAAGAUCACGAUGCCGGCGCACCUUAUGUACGAUGGAGAGGACCCCAAGCUAUUCGAGCACUACGCGGCGGUGGCGCAGCGUGUGGGCGUGUACACGGCCAACGACUAUGCGAACAUCUUGGAGUUUCUGAUCGGACAGUGGAGGUUGGAGAAGCUGGAAGGUUUGACGGGAGAGGGAAAGCGGGCGCAGGAUUACGUGUGCGGGUUAGCACCGAGGAUUAGGAAGUUGCAAGAACGCGCUGAUGAGCGAGCGCGUAAGAUGAAACCUCGUGGCGUGAAGUUCAGCUGGAUCUUCAAUAAAGAGGUGCAUUUAAUUAUUGGAAGAGGUUUACGAGACUUUGAAGAAUUUCAAAAGUCUUAUGGGCUGAAACAACUUAGUCUUGAGUGGUAUGAAGCUGACCUAGGCCUUUCAAUAUCCCUUGAUAUCAUGAUGCAGCUUAGCUUCGAAACCAGCGUCACCCUUUCGAUUAUAUGGGACUGA
Molecule: messenger RNA, 1299 nt
Organism: Sphenostylis stenocarpa
Lineage: Eukaryota; Viridiplantae; Streptophyta; Magnoliopsida; Fabales; Fabaceae
Source: the annotation of a GenBank genome assembly